Molecule: messenger RNA, 807 nt
Organism: Nicotiana attenuata
Lineage: Eukaryota; Viridiplantae; Streptophyta; Magnoliopsida; Solanales; Solanaceae
Product: ATP-dependent Clp protease adapter protein CLPS1, chloroplastic
Exons: 3
Coding region: 95-571 (158 amino acids)
Biological process (GO): proteolysis; protein catabolic process
Source: RefSeq, a predicted model, not a curated record
GGUAGAUUUUAAAAUCAGAAGUCAGUAGUAUUAGUAGUGGUGCUGUGUGGUUUGGUGAGAGAAACAGAGAGAUAGAGAGAGAGAGAGAGGAGUUAUGGUAAUGGAGACAGCCAUUUGUGGCCGAGUUGCUCUUUCUCCCCAUCAAAUCUUCCAACCAAAACCCGGAGAUACGAAACCUCGUCAAAAACAAUGGAGAAAUCGGAACACAUUAAUGGCAAUGCCUAUAGCAGGAGUAGGCAAAGGUGGUGUGUUGGAGAAGCCUGUUAUAGAGAAAACAACUCCUGGGCGUGAAUCUGAGUUUGACUUGAGAAAAUCAAGGAAGAUGUCCCCGCCCUAUCGUGUGAUGCUGCACAAUGACAACUACAACAAGAGGGAGUAUGUAGUUCAAGUACUCAUGAAGGUUAUACCAGGGAUGACGGUGGACAAUGCUGUUAAUAUCAUGCAAGAGGCACAUUACAAUGGUCUUGCGGUGGUAAUAAUCUGUGCUCAAGCUGAUGCAGAAGAGCAUUGCACGCAGCUAAGAGGCAAUGGUCUGCUAAGCUCCAUCGAGCCUGCCAGUGGAGGUUGUUGAAAAAAAUGAACCUGAUCGGUGGAGGCUACACUUUGCAUAGAUAUUGUACAUAAAUGUUGAGAAUGGAAUAGUAAGUACCUCAUUACCUCUAGAUCAUAUUACCCGUAAACAAUGUCAGCACCGCAGAUCAAUGAGUUUGUAUACUGGAAAUAUAUCGAUCAAUUAAUCAACUAUGCCUCAAUCCGGAAUAGUUGGGUCAAUCCGUAAUAUGCAUCCUCUAUCUCUAUUCCCUUCUA